CGUUCACCUUCAUCAUCUCGACUUAUUUCAGUUUUCAUAUCGUACAACCAAUAACUUCUCCCUUGCCAAUAAACAGGACCCAAAACAAAUGGGCCAAAUCUUUCUGUGGGCCCAUCAUUGGUCCGUGUGGGACCUAUGGACCAAACGAUCUCCCUUCCCAUCCUGUUAACGUUGUUAGGUUGGGUACAGCCAAUGUUUCUCAGUACGUGCAGUUGGCUUUUAUUUCCAAUUUUAGAUGAGAAAUUUAAGCCAUCCCCCUCUAAGAUAUGGACAAAUCUUCUAUAAACUGAAGCUCUCUCCUUUCCUUUUAGGAAUCCUAACUUAAAUUCUCGAUAUGUCCCAAGACAGAAGAAGAUGAGCUUUGAACAACCAAACACACCCAAAAUACACUCCACGGUCAAUGCUGUUGUUCACCUGAAACACUUCCUUCCCGUCUCAUUCUUUUUCAUGUCUUGUUUUCUUCUAUACCUUAAACUCCUCAACACUCUCCAAACCCCCACCAAAUCUACCCCUACAAUUUGCCCCUGCAAAGAAAAUUACAGAUAUUUAUCUACCCCCGUUGUUGUUCCUAUUCGUAUUGCCAACAUUAAUAUGAAAUGGCCCGAUUCACCGCAAAAAAUGGAUUCAAAUUGCCUCAGGUCUACUCCCGUUGGAUUACUUUUCUCGUUCGACCUUCGUGUUAAACACCAUGGUAUCUAACCGAGUACAUGAUUAUGCUAGAAGCCUGUGAAUAUUCAUAGCAGCCUUCUUUUGGCGUGGCGUGUGACAGAAAAGUAGGCUAGUUGGUAGUGUUAGCUCAUCUUCUUCUCUUCUUAUUCCGUUUUCUUCAUUUCUCUUCUUUAACAUUUUCUCAUCUUGUCACCCUUUCUUUGGACUCCCUCCAAGCAAAGCCCACGAGCCCCUCCAUCAUCCCCUGAUGGAACUGCCACUGAAGUCACCGGAUUCCGGUGGCUCUGACAUCUCCCUUGCGUGGAGAAUGCCGUACAAGUUGGAGACAAAGAACCUCUCCUACAAGCUAUGCACCAAGCUGGAGGAGUACAACUGGGCCUGCUUCGAGACCCGAAAGAGGGCUCCCAAGUUCAUCCUGAAGGAUGUGAAUUGUGAGGCAAGGCCCGGAGAGAUCACGGCCAUUGCAGGACCUAGUGGGGCCGGGAAGACGACGCUGCUCGAAGUCUUGGCGGCCAAUAAAGAGUCGAAUGGUGGGAAGGUAUUGGGCCAGGUGCUUGUAAACGGUCAGCCCAUUGACUCGAGGUGGAUCCAGAGGUUGUCUGGCUAUGUCUCGCAAGAGGACGCAUUGUUCGGUUCGCUGACAGUCGAGGAGACUCUGAUGUAUAGUGCACUCUUUAGGCUUCGAGUUGGGAGAAGGGAGGCUGCGGAUAGAGUUAGAGAGCUUAUCAAGGAGCUCGGUCUUGAUCAUGUCUCAAGUUCAAGAGUAGGAGGGACAGGAUGGGAUCGGGGUAUAUCAGGUGGGGAGAAGAGGAGAGUCUCGAUAGGAGUUGAACUAGUUCAUGACCCGCCGGUGAUUCUUAUUGAUGAGCCUACUUCAGGAUUGGAUUCUGCCUCGGCUUUGCACUUGGUGAGGUUGCUGAAGUUUAUGGCGCUUCACCAAGGGAAGACAAUUGUGCUCACCAUUCACCAGCCUGGUUUUCGAAUUCUCGAGCUCAUUGAUCGGGUUGUUCUGCUUUCUGACGGGCUUGUUCUACAUAAUGGGUCUUUAGCUCUCCUCGAGGAGAAGCUCAUGUUUGCAGGACUUCGGGUUCCCAAUCAUGCCAACGUGCUCGAAUAUGCCAUCGAUGCCAUAGAAAGCAUGGACCCGCAGGACCACGAAGAGGCCCAGAAUUUCCUUCGAGGAAAUGGCGAAGGAGGAGGUAAAGUCAAUGCUCAUUGCGGCGUAAUAAUCCCUGAUGAGAAGACUCACUCUUACCUCAAUUGCUGGUUGGAAGAGGUUCUGAUCCUUGGCAGGAGAUUCUGUAGCAAUAUUUUUCGAACAAAACAACUCUUUGCCACAAGAGUCAUCCAAGCACUAGCGGCGGGAUUUAUGCUUGGGACGAUUUUCUUGGAUGCCGGGGACGACGUUGGCCCACUGGCUCUGCAGACCCGACUUGGGUUCUUUGCGUUUAGUCUCACGUUCUUGCUGUCUUCCACCACAGAAGGCCUCCCAAUCUUCCUUCAAGAGAGGAGGAUCCUAAUGAGGGAAACCUCAAGAGGGGCAUAUAGAGUGUCUUCUUACGUCAUCUCUAAUACCUUGGUUUUUGUCCCGUUCCUUCUGAUGGUCGGGAGUCUGUACUCUGUCCCGGUUUAUUGGCUAGUCGGUCUGAGAAGCAGCACAGAGGGGUUCUUAUACUUCCUUCUCGUGGUUUGGAUGGUUCUUUUGAUGUCAAACUCCUUUGUGGCCUGUUUCAGUGCCCUCGUCCCUAACUUUAUAACGGGUACCUCAGUGAUCGCAGGACUAAUGGGCUCAUUCUUCCUGUUUUCGGGCUAUUUCAUCGCAAAAGAUAACAUCCCUAUCUACUGGACUUGGAUGCACUACCUGAGCCUAUUCAAGUACCCCUUUGAGUGUUUCUUGGUAAAUGAGUAUGGAGGGCUCCAGGGAAGAAGCAGGUGCUUGGAGUUUGGGGACGGGCAGUGUACAUUAACCGGAAGCGGAUUCUUGAGGCAACAAGAGUUGGAGGAGUCGGCAAAAUGGAACAACCUAGGCGUGAUGUUCGGUUUUAUCAUUGGGUACAGAGUCCUCUGUUUUCUGAUCUUGUGGUUCAGAUGUUACCAGACUAGAAAUUAAAUAUACGAACAUAGAAAGAUUUUUUCUA
Punica granatum (pomegranate) is the source of this 2807-nucleotide messenger RNA. Lineage: Eukaryota; Viridiplantae; Streptophyta; Magnoliopsida; Myrtales; Lythraceae. The record is from RefSeq and is a predicted model, not a curated record.